CGCGACAGUCGCGUGCGGUCACGGUCAGUAUGCAGUAUAUAACGCGUAACGUACAUCAUAAAACUUGAAUUCGUUCCAGGAAUAUUCAAUAAUUCAUUAGAGAAAAGUGGCCACUCCUUUGUGCGAGCGCAGAUUAUGCAAGAGCCGAUAUCCUGCGCCAGAUUUCAUGCCAGUCUCUUAAGUCUAAAGAUCGACAAUUAUCAAGGAUGAUGCGCGUACUGAUUCUUCUGAUCGCCGCGUCAGUCACGAUAAGAGGUGAUGACGAUUGCGUGAGUCGUGUAAUCGAGCCGGGUGCCAUCGUAUGUGUCUGUAAUUCAACGUACUGCGACUCCGUGCAGGAUGUAGAGGUGAAGGAGAACCAGUAUGUCACAUAUACUUCCACCAAGAAAGGCAAAAGGUUGCAGCGUUCAAUCGGCAACUUCUCCAGUCAGCCCAUAUCCAACGAAAUUAUUCUUACAGUAGACAUUACUCAAAGAUAUCAAAAAAUAUUCGGAUUCGGCGGAGCGAUGACUGACGCCGCCGCGCUUAACAUCAGAACACUCAGCAACGAGACCCAACAAAAGCUGCUCGAAUCGUAUUAUAGUGAUAAAGGUAGCGAAUACGUCUUUUGCCGCAUACCUAUCGCGGGUACAGACUUUUCGACGAGACCGUACACGUACGACGACGUGCCCGACGAUUUUACGUUGAGCCAUUUCCACCUCGCGAAGGAGGACGACUACAAAAUGGAUUAUUUGAAUAAAAUGAAAAGCGUUAUGUCCAAGCCGGGGAAUUUGAAAAUAUUUACCACUGCCUGGUCUGCACCACCAUGGAUGAAAAAUACUGACGACAUAAAAUGGGGUGCUCUAAAAUUUGAAUAUUAUCAACGGUAUGCUGAUUAUAUUUGUAAAUUUCUCGACGCAUAUAACGAGACAGGUAUUAAGAUGUGGGGCAUAACGACGGGCAACGAGCCGUUUAACGGAAUAUGGCCGUUUUUCCCUUUCAACUCUAUGUUUUGGUCGUCCAAGACGGGAGCGAUAUUUAGUGCAAAUUACCUAGCUCCGACCUUGGCCAAGGCCGGGUACAAUCUUGUUUACAUGACGUUAGACGAUCAACGUUACGGGACACCAUGGUACCCCAAAAAGGUGUUCGAGAAUGAGAAAGCCAAGAAACUAUUCAGUGGCACCGCGGUCCAUUGGUACGCGGACACGUUUAUCUCGCCAUUAAGAUUAGACGAAUUGCACGAUAUGUAUCCGGACAAGUUUAUAUUGAUGACCGAAGCGUGCACCGGUAGUACCUUAUUCGAGGAACACAAAGUGAUUCUUGGGUGUUGGCUACGAGGGGAGCAGUAUCUCUCGGACAUAAUCGAGAGUUUGUCGCAUUGGAUUACUGGAUGGGUGGACUGGAAUUUAGCGCUCAACAAAAGCGGCGGACCGAAUUGGGCUAAUAAUUUCGUGGAUGCGCCUAUUAUUGUAAUGCCGGAGAACGACGAAUUCUACAAACAACCUAUGUAUUAUGCGCUUUAUCACGUCAGCAAAUUUGUCUCACCCAAUUCCACAAGAAUUGGGUGCACUGGUCUUGGGACCGAUAUGAGCGACCUUGUUCAGGCCAUAGCUUUCUCGACGCCCGAGAAUAAUAUUGUACUAGUGUUGCUCAACAAAGAUGAGAAGUCCUAUGAUAUCGCCAUUCAAGAUAAGGCUAUACCAGGGAAACAUAUAAAUUUGCAGCUACCCGCAAAAUCUUUCACUACGUUGAAAUAUAAAGCUAAAACAUAAAGUUGAAAUAUAAAGCUUGCGAAUCAUUAAUAUGGAAAUCUGACAGCUCAAAUGCUGAACGGGAAUAAACGUAUCUAUAAAUCCCUCCCUCUGUUAAAAAAUAAAAGAAAUCAAAACUGUAUAAAAAUGUUGGUAAUGAUAAAUUUUUUUGAGAUGUCAAGAUGGAUGGUAUGGAUUGUACAGAAUUGUACGGAUUGUACGAAAUAAAUAUCAUUUUAAAAAUUAA
Molecule: messenger RNA, 1977 nt
Organism: Harpegnathos saltator (Jerdon's jumping ant)
Lineage: Eukaryota; Metazoa; Arthropoda; Insecta; Hymenoptera; Formicidae
Product: glucosylceramidase
Exons: 8
Coding region: 207-1751 (514 amino acids)
Biological process (GO): glucosylceramide catabolic process
Molecular function (GO): glucosylceramidase activity
Source: RefSeq, a predicted model, not a curated record